Molecule: messenger RNA, 6558 nt
Organism: Rhipicephalus sanguineus (brown dog tick)
Lineage: Eukaryota; Metazoa; Arthropoda; Arachnida; Ixodida; Ixodidae
Product: zinc transporter 1
Exons: 8
Coding region: 165-1574 (469 amino acids)
Biological process (GO): intracellular zinc ion homeostasis; detoxification of zinc ion; zinc ion transmembrane transport
Cellular component (GO): membrane
Molecular function (GO): zinc ion transmembrane transporter activity
Source: RefSeq, a predicted model, not a curated record
CAGCUGCGACGGAGGAAGCCAGCCGCACUCUCGCAUUUCCACGUGUUUUGAGCACCGUGCGAAGACAUACGCGUCGUCUGCUGCAGCAGCGCCUACUGCUGCUACGCUUUGCCAAUGUGUCGUCGGUUUUGCAACUGAGCGGUUGACUCGAAGGAUCAGCAGGCAUGGCGUUCCCGAUCGACUCACGUGGUGGAUCACCAGGCGUCCCCAAAAGCGGCGCCGUCGCCACUGCAGUCGACAUGUCCACGGCGGCGUCAACCGGCGGGAGCAGCGGCUGCGGUCGCCUGUACGCGGCGCUGGUGCUGUCCGGUCUGUUCUUCCUGGCCGAGAUCGUGGCGUCGCACGUGACCCACUCGCUGGUGCUGCUUAUCUAUGCCUACCAGAUGCUGUACAACGUAUUGGCGUUGGUGCUUCUCGUCAUCAGCCACCACAUCUGCCAGGAGCGGACGCUGAAGAACACGUUCGGCUGGGCGCGCGUCGAGGUUCUGGGCACGCUGGUGAAUAUGCUGUUCCUGAUGGCGCUGUGCUUCGCCAUCUCGGUGGCCGCCGUGCAGACCAUCGUGCACGCGUCGCACGAGAACACCGAGCCGCAUUACCCGAUGCUGCUGCUCUGCUUCGGCAUCCUCGGACUGUCCGUCGACAUCGUCUGCUACAUCGUCAUCGGAGGCACCCGUGUUCGUCGCGGCUGCAACCUGCGCAUCGUGCACGGCACCGAGGUGCAGGUGAACUUCGUGGUGGGUACAGAGUCGGGCACCGAAGAGGAGGACGACCAGGUGCCUCUGCCCUGCCAGAUGCAGCUGCCGGAAGAGCCGAGCAACAAGCAGUCCCUGCUGCCCACGCACGCCCACCCUCACCACGCGCUCUCCGACGCCAGGAGUUGGCGCUCGUGUCUGUUGGAAGCGAUGCGCACUUGCGGCGGUUGUCUCCUCGUGGUAGGCUGCGCAUGCGCCGUGCAUUUCGGGACGGGGGCGCUGCCACGAUACGUGGACCCAGUGCUAGCCGUGGUGGCCGUAGCCAUACUCAUUUGCACCUCAUACCCACGCAUAAAAGAGUCUGGUCUCAUCCUUCUUCAGAACGUUCCACAUAACGUCGACAUUGCGACGAUGCAGAAGAGGAUCAUGAAAGAGUUUCCGUCCAUUCUGAACGUGCACGAGUUCCACCUGUGGCAGCUCACCAACACGCACCUGAUCGCCACGGUGCACAUAGUGUUUGGGUCGCCCGCGGUGUACGCGUCCAUCGCCGACCGCCUGAACCGUUACCUGCACGAACAGGGGAUCACCUCCACCACGGUGCAGCCAGAGUUCUGCCAGGAGACGCACACGGGCUCUCAGUGCAUCCUGCAGUGCUCGCAGGCCAAGCACUGCGGCUCGUUAACCUGCUGCGGAGGCCACACCGCCAAGGAGGCCGAGCUGCGGAGGCGAAACGCGGCCGCCGUUCCUCCCACGACGAACGGCGACGGCCUGUUGGCGGUGCCGGCCAGCGCGGCCAUAAGCCCCUCCAGGGCGUCAUCGGUCAUGAGUUUGGACAGCCAAGUGCUGUGCGAACUGGGUGGACUCAAGGAGACCGACCUGUAGCCGGGCCUCGCGCCGUGCCCGCCUCCUUUCGACGAGAGAUGCCUUUGCACAUACGCAGGGGCAACAUGAUGUCAACACUCCACCGUAUCGGUGGCGACUCUCAGCAGGACAUUAGGAAAGGACAAUUCGCCGGUAACGAUCGAUCUUUGCAGAUUGAAUGCAACGAUCAAGAGAAUCGGCGGAUGUGUGAUGAUGUGGUGCACUCCGCGAAGUACAUGCAGCGCGGUCAUGUAUCCAUGGGGUCGUCGCGGUAUAUGAAUGACUGCACCACGUGUUGAAAGCAGGGAUGUGUCAAGUGACGUCGCCGCGUGGUCAAAGUGUGUGGACUGAACUGUCCUGAAGCAGGCCGUGGCCAUCGCUGAUGUUUCCGGUGAUGGAAGGAAAAUAGCGUUGAGCCGUGCUCUCGAAAUCGGCUGCGAACUGCGCCAUACAUGUUUCCCCUCUUCUAGAAACACAUCAAGGAGGGAACUGCGCAUCGAUGAUGCUCACCUUAUAAUCGCGCAUUCAAUGAGAAUGAUAUAACGUACCACAUAGGUGCAUUACCGGCGGCCGUUUGCCUGUCUUUUAGCGCGGUCAGCGUCGAGUACUAACUUGAGACGGCGUAUUACGCGGUUUGCUAAACGGCUGGCUGUGAUAGCGUGGCACUGUUAUUACACUGCAUUCCUAACAGAAAUGUUGCUUGUUAAACUGAAGACGGGUUCUUCUUUCAAGUCAUAAAUAAAUAAGCGCUAAAAAGCGAGCAACAAGAGACACAAAGACGAAAACACGAGCUCUUGCGCUUUAGCCUUCCUUGGCUUAGCCGCUCAGGUGUUCCAAUGCUGAGCCCCUGGAUGCGUUUUCGAGAUACCGUCAGCGGCGGCCGCAUUUCGAUGCGGGCGAAAUGCAAAGACACCCGUUUGGCUUAGAUUUAGAUGCACCUUAAAGAAGCCCCGGGUGGUCAAAAUUAAUUCGGAGUUACCAACUACGACGUGCCUCAUAAUCACGUCGUGGUUUUGGCACGUAAAGCCUCAGAAUUUUAACAGCGGAGCUGUUUGAGCUUGAGGUUGCGCCGGUGGUGUUCACGAAAAACUCACUGCGCGUUGCCUAGCAACCACCUGGCACUGUGUCAAGUAUCUCCUAUAGCAUGGCAUAGCCAUGCGUAGUACAGUGUAACAAGGGGCUGGGAAAGGGAAGUGAGGCUGAGGAGGAGGGAAAGGAGAAGGGGGAGAACGUAAGGCAUACCAUAACCAUGCAUAUCACCCUCACGUCACUCCUCUCCUUCGCUCCCCUUUCCCACCCCUUUGUUAUACCUUACUAUAAGGUAUAACAAGGGGUGGGACAGGGGACUGAGAGUGAGGAGUGAUGCGAGGGUGAGGAGGAGGGGAAGGAGAGGGGAAAGGGUGAAACAUAGCAUAGUCAUAUAUAGUGUAGUUUAGCUAGGGUUGAGAAAGGAAGGUGAGGGUGAAUAGGAGGUAAAAGAGGAGGGGAAGGCCACCAGCUGCGCUGUUUCCUUACGCAAUUUUUUUUUUUAUGUCUUGAUGCUCGUCUUUAGCGCCUCUCUCUUUACCAAUGAAUGACCAGCUUGCUCAGCAAUACAUAGUAAUUACCAGGUCAGUCAAACAACGAUAUAACUAGUAUCGAUUGUUGCCCGGGGGAACGCGGCGUUAUGGUCGGUAUAGUUCUGUGCCAAAACCGACGCUCUUCGUUCAAUGACUGCCGUGCGCCGGAGCCACAAAGCGUUAUAUACUAGCGCUCACGCGGAAAGAAUGGGGUCGAACGUGCAUGCAGGUGCGUUGCACGCUCCGCCGACAGCGCCUGACUCUUUGCAUAUGCGUGCAGCGUGUUCAGUGCUAUAGAUGUGACCGGUGCCGUUCCAGCCAGAAGAAAAGGCACGUUGGACUGCUGUACGAUUUUAAAACCCGGCGCGUUCUAUGCGCUACGUGCCUGUUUCUCCGAUUGCCGGUGACAUUCUUCUAGUCUUGUGUGUGUCCUGCACCGUUUUCUUCGUUGAAAUCGUUCCAUGCAGUUCUAAAGAGGCUGUAGUGCGUUGUAUGCGGAACUACCUUGUAUCGCGUCAUAUAUGACGGGUGAAGGAGAGCACACCUCGUUUCCGCAGUUCUGCACAGAACUGGCGAUACCGAACGGCAUUCAGAAGGAGCGGCUGCGUGGAAUGGAUCUCUAGAGAGAAUAUAUAUGCGUGAACUAUUUGCGCGCCACGAUGGAACGGUGCAAGGCCUAGGCUUCUGGUGUUACGAUUUUUUUUUUUAUCCGUAUAGCGUGGCUACGCGUUCCAGUAUGUGCUUGUCGUGAUCCUGGCACAACCUUACUGCACGAAUGCAGCAUUGAUGGUAUAGCCGAAUGAUCGCUGCUAAUGCGUUUUGGAGCGAAGAAAGACAGCCCCUCCCCCUCCCCCCACUUUUUUUUUCUUUUGUCUGAGUCGAUUUUAAUGUCCAUCCAGCGGAAAGCGACUGUUUUCUCGAGGAAGCUGAUGGUGUGUCGGUAUGUAGUGGAAAACCCUCUUCUUACGGGGUACUUGAAAUCACAAAACAGGGAAAGAAUGUGAUGGCAAGGACAAUGUGAAGGCAUAGCGCGAGAGUCGACAUAUGUGGAAUACACAGUAUCGAUCUAUACAGUGAGUAUAUAAGCAAUACAUCAUUUGCCCCGGCGAACAUUGGAAACUGAAAUAAUCGCAAACAAAUUCCUCGGUUACGCACUAUUCACUAAUCAGUUAAGAACUUUCGAGGAUAUGUAAAUAUGGAACUGAAACUGGCCGCCCCUAAGCACAGGCUUAUUUACGUUUGAUUUCAUUUAAAUUACAUUUCGCGUAGAAGCGGUGAACGCGAAGUUUGUGCGCGGGAUUUCAAUUCAAGUUGAACGACAUAUAGCAGGGCUAGACCCGUCUACAGCCGACAACACGUUUUUCAUAAUUGCUUGAACUACUAAUAUGCGAGUUCACUUCCCUGUUCCAGGAGGGAACACUGAAACACACAACGCGAUUGCCUCGCACUCAUUCCAUAGAACAAUUGUUCUUUGUUAGUGUGCCUAUGAUUUUAUUCAAUUGCAGCGCCAAAAAGAAAAAAAGGAAAAAAAAGGGGGGGUACGUAUGUUAAGGACAAAAAUAUAUAUAUAUAGGCACCGCCGACGUAAGAGCAGAAGGCUAAUCGGUUCAAACGUGUGUUUAUAUACACGUGUACAGUACGACACACCUUGUCUCGCUAUCUGAUUAAUGUGUUUAUAGACGUUCGAUAACUCCCGAAAAAGAGUUACUGAGCAACAGGGGCUGGUUAUACUCCGCGCAUUUCUCUAUCACCUGAUUGACAGUGUGAAUAUGGUCUAUCUUCGAGUAGCCUGUACGAAAUCCUGAUUGGUCCUUUGGUUGCUUGAAUUCUAAGGGGGCCAUAGUUCUAUUAGCUAUUGCCUUGUGAAUAGCUUGUAGACAACGGGAAAUAAGCUGAUCGGUCUGUAAUUUUUCAAGUCCUUGACACAGAAAAUUUGGUAGCCGAAAGUUAGGUGGGCAGAUGAGAUUAAGAAGUUUUUAGGGAUAGCGUGGCCGCAGCAAGCACAUAACCGGGUUGAUUGGCGAAGCAUGGGACAGGCCUUCGCCCUGCAGUGGGCGUAGGCAGGCUAGUGAUGAUGACGAUGAUGAUGAACAACAGGAACAGAAUGCUGCGUGACGACGUCCCGAAGAUACGGAGGAGGUACCGUUAAUGCUAAUGUAGGCGGAACAUAAUCUUUAUAUACAAGCUUGUUGCGCGAAUUUUCUCAAAGAGAGGAUUAUUUGCUCGAGGAAAGUUUUAAAAAGUUACUGGGGGCGAAUGCUAUCGUCCAGUGUGGCACCACAAAGCGGACGGAAGAUUGAAUGCAAAUGCGUGUGAAGUGUUUGCUCUCUUUGCUUGCGCUAUGCUCCAUCACACCAUUGUUUCUUACGGGCAUGCAGCUAAUACAUAUAAGUGAGGAACUGGAGAGUUCAUUGAGUAGAAAGCGUGUGGAGGUGCUGGAGGCGUGAAAGGUGUACCUUGCACCUUAUAGCUCAGCCGAAUGGACUCCUUCUGAAAGCAGGGAACGGGCCGGAAGCAAACAGCGUGGUAUGCGUGUUACAAUCACAGAAGUACAAAAGCUAUCUAUAUGUCUAUACGGUGUUGUUUGUUUGUCAUGCCCUAUAGAAUGCCCCUUACCGACUUUGUCUACGGACAUUGUUCUUGACGGCUUGUUCGUUUAAGCACUGGCUAUUCUCCAGUCAUUUUUUUUUUUUUCACAGAAAAGGAUUGACUGACCUCCAUUUCGUCCGCACUCAAUCCUUCGUGCUCUUGGCAUAAAAAACUCAAAGUACGCCACUGCAGCCUGCGAAAUGUCACACAGCGGGAAAUAUGUGGCCGUGUUGUGUAAUUUACGGAACCAAAUAGCUACACGCCGUUUUGGUAAUUUUGCCGAUAUUUUUACGCCCUGGAAGUCAAACGCAUCGCUGCAGAGUCCAACUUUCUGCUACGGUUACCUGAAAUAUUUUAGAGCUCUAAUUGUCAAACCCAUGAUAUGUACUUGCUAUCUUCUGUAGAACCCCUUAGUUCCUUUUCUUUAUUUUUUUUCUUUCAGCAGUUCCGCGCGGUUCAGCCAUCAGUCAAUCGCUGGUGCUUUUCUGUCGGAGGUUUAUUGACUGGCCCGCCACAAGUGAGCAGUAGGAUUAAACUCGUCUUAUUGUUUGUUGUGUACGUACGCUCUGGAAGUGGCGCUGCGUGGUGCGCAUAUUCUGCGUCAUAUCAUUAAUCGAAAGCUGCGUUACUGCUCGAAGUUACGUGUGUUCCUCAGGCGGUAGUGGAAGUCUGAAUUGUUCUUUCGUGACAAUUAAUGAGCUAAUUAAGCAAAGCUAGCUAAUUGCCGCGGCACACGUACCUGACCACCGGCCCACCGCUCCUCCGCAGUACGGCCGUCUUUGCCUCGCAGUGCAUGUGUGCAUCAAAAAGAAAUGCUGGAGUCAGGGGAAUAUGGAAGAUUAUUAUGAAAAAUUCGU